AUGGAGUUCUCCAAGAAAUUUGAAACAGCUCCUGAAUGCUGGAUCAAUGCACGAACCUGGCCCUGUCCAGGUAAAGAGCGCAAGCCCCUUCUGGUCCUCCUCCACUACUGGGGAGGCUCAACGGAGACCUGGCAUAGGCUCACCGAGCUGGACUCACCGACAUCACUUAGCGCCAUCUAUCCCACCGUUGCAAUUGACCUUCGCGGCUGGGGAGAGUCGAGUCAACUACCGUCUAGCAUGGCAGUUGAUUCUGCCCAGGCAUUUUCUAUCAAAGCGAUGGCCUUCGAUGUAGGCACAGUCUUGCAGAGAAUGAAGUCCGACGCGGAUACGAAGGGUAUGUUUGACCACGGUUUCAUUCUAGUUGGACACUCCAUGGGGGCGAAGGUUGCCCUCGCAACUGCGAGUAACCUGCAUCAGCUAUUCCCUGAGCUCAAGGGGUUCGUCCUGAUUGCACCAGCACCAGUCACCCCGAUGAUCCUGCCUCCCGACAUUAUCAAGAUGCGGCAGGCUGCGUAUGACUGUGAGGCGCAUGUCCGGGGUGCUAUGGCACAUGAUCUCGCCCAGGAGGGUAUGCUUUCAGCCUCUGAUGCGGACUUGGUGGUUCGUGGCAGCUUGAAAGGGCAUCCUUUGGCCAAGAAAUCCUGGCCUGGUUAUGCGAUGCAGGAGGAUGUUUCCGAGCUUGUGAGAGGUGCGCUGGGACAAGCACGCCGUGCGGACUCGCCGCUUAAAGCGGUGGUGAUCUAUGGCGGAAAUGACCCUGUUGAACCGAAGGAGCGAGUGAUGGGUGAGGUGGUUCCUUUUCUGGAGAAAUGUGGGGUUGAUAUCAUCAGUGCCAAUGGUGCCGAGAACGCGAAGCAUUUAAUCCCUCUUGAAAGCCCGGAAAUGGUUUACAAUCAGAUUUCCCGCGGAUUUAACUGA
Messenger RNA from Penicillium longicatenatum, 918 nucleotides. RefSeq names its product alpha/beta hydrolase. The transcript has a single exon. Lineage: Eukaryota; Fungi; Ascomycota; Eurotiomycetes; Eurotiales; Aspergillaceae. The record is from RefSeq and is a predicted model, not a curated record. The coding region runs from base 1 to 918 and encodes 305 amino acids.